ACAUCCACUAACCCGCGCACCUCCACGCUUCUGGUCCCCUAACAUAACGGGCCAGGGUCAUGAGUAUUGUCCUCUGUUAUCUGGACAGCAGCACAUUACUAUUUCAAGUGCCGACCAGGAUCGUCACUAUUCCACCCUCGUCACAAGCAGCCUUCUAGUGUUGAUCAGUCACACUUCAGCCCCAGCUGAACGGUUGACAUCAUCGUUUGCCCCGCCACACCUCGACAGACCGAAUGGACCAGAUUCCAGGCAUUCUAUAUGCCGACGAGGACUUUACCACAUGGCUAAUACUCGGCGCCAGCAGAGGCAUAGGGCUAGAGUUCGUCAGACAGCUGUUAAAUAAGAACGAGCGCAUCAUCGCUACUGUACGAGAGCCUUGGGCUGGUCAUGCCAGUGGCUUGUGGGGACAAGCGGGGAGCGAUCAUGGCCGAUGCCAAAUGUAUACAUGUGACAUUCUGUCAGAGCAGAGCAUCGAGAAAUUCGUUGCGCAGCUGGCAAUGAUACCGAACCUAAAGAUAGACUAUGUCGUGCUAAACGCAGGUGUUCUAAGGUACCCGAAUAGGGCCACUGAGCUAUCGUUCGACGAGUUCGCUUUCCAUCUGCACACUAACACAAUCGGGCCUAUCAUCACAGCCCAGAAGCUACUUCAAACGAACAUUCCUAUCGGCACCAUCACAUUCAUGUCCAGUGAUUCGGGCUCCCAAGGUAACUUCCGCGAAAUGGAAGAUGGCUUCGCUGCAUAUGCUGCCUCCAAAGCUGCACUCAACAUGGCGGUCAGACAUAUGGCUGCUGAGUUGAAGAGGAAAGACGAUGAUACCAUCAUCCUAUGCAUGCACCCGGGGGAAGUUGCAACAGACAUGGCGAACGUCCAACUGCCAUGGGAAGUCCAAGGCAUAAUCACGCCAGAAGAGUCGGUCAUGAAGAUGAUCGAAGUCAUCAAAAGCAAAGGCAUACAACACAGUGGUACUUUCUGGACUUAUGAGAACAAGCCAUAUGUCUGGUGACAACUGGAGACGCUCAUGGUGGCUAUGGCUCUCAUCUCAUAUUCUUGCAUACUUUUCGCAAAAUCUCCGCUAGGCAGUACCUAUACCCAUCUAAUAGAAUGCAUAUACACUAGUG
This is a messenger RNA of Alternaria alternata, 1119 nucleotides long. Its product is annotated as NAD(P)-binding protein. The record is from RefSeq and is a predicted model, not a curated record. Bases 234 to 1004 code for a protein of 256 amino acids. Gene Ontology annotation, molecular function: oxidoreductase activity, acting on the CH-OH group of donors, NAD or NADP as acceptor. The transcript has 5 exons. NCBI's taxonomy places the organism in Eukaryota, Fungi, Ascomycota, Dothideomycetes, Pleosporales, Pleosporaceae.